Molecule: messenger RNA, 693 nt
Organism: Knipowitschia caucasica
Lineage: Eukaryota; Metazoa; Chordata; Actinopteri; Gobiiformes; Gobiidae
Source: the annotation of a GenBank genome assembly
AUGAGGCUGAAGGAUUACGGAAUCAGAAACCGAGACGAAGUGACAUUUUUUAAGAAACUUCGGAAAAAAACAUACAGGUCACAAUCUAUUUUUGAGUCAGCGAUGGCCGAGAUGAGCAAGUCCGAAAUAUGGCAAGAGUUGAGAAAUGUAACGAUGAAGAUGCAACAACUUGUGGAACGUAAAAAGAGGAUGGUUAUAAUGAGAGAGCUUUUAAAACGAGUCGACUGUAAUUCUCUGGAGGGUGAAGACUGUGAAGAAAAUGAGCAAGAAUUAAGCAACAUUGACGAGAAACUCAAACAAUUAGAGGUCAUAAGAGCUGAACUUCAAAGAAGACAUGACCAGGCAGAAGUUAGCCCCAGUGUAUACAAAAUGCCCGAUCCAAGACCUGUUGUGGAGCCAUCUGAUAUAUCCACACUGUCUCCGCCUAACUAUCCAGCUCCUGUGGUAACAGAAGAUUAUGCGAACUUACAGUUUACUCCGACCAAAACUCGGUGCCCGAACUGCUCUAGCUUCAUCACCACAGAGACGUACACGUCCGUGAGCAGCAUCACCUGGCUGGUCUGCAUGAGUACCGCCAUGAUGGGGUGCGUUGCUGGCUGUUGUUUCAUCCCCUUCUGUUUGGACAGCUUCAAAUCUACUUCACACAAAUGUCCCAAGUGCAACUCGCUAAUCGCCACCAUCAAGAAACUUUAA